AGCGCGGAAGUGCAGGAAUUCAUGAAUGUGAUACCGAAAGUAACUUUGUCUUUACCAUUAAAAUCUGCUCGAGUUUAAAGAGAGACACUCAGCACGUCACAAUGGCAAAUCGAAAAGAUGAUAUUAUGAAACUCUGCUGUGAAAUCUCCGCAAAUAAGAAGAUACAAGCAGCAUUUAAGAACUCAGCGAAAGGAGCCGCAGUUGCUGGUGGAGGGGCUUUUGUAGGAGGACUGAUCGGAGGUCCAGCUGGUAUAGCUGUUGGUGCUGCUUUGGGAGGUGCGCUGGGAGGAUGGAUGACCAGUGGCCAGUUCAAGCCACUUCCUGAGAUCAUCAUGGAGUUGGCUCCUACACAGCAGGAGAAACUGUACUCUGAUAUCAUGGCAGUAAUGGGUACACUGAAAUGGACUGACCUCACUCAGUUAAUAGCUCAAGUUAAUGGGAAUACCGCUCUACAUGAGCAGGUUCUGGCUGCUAUACUCAAUUACACUAAAACCCAGCUCAAAGCUGAUGUGAAGUAUGAAGAUUGAACACUGAGGGUGAAUGUCGCUGGUUUAGUUACCCUUUUAAGUUAUAACUUUUAGUUACUCUUUCUGUUUUUUUAAUGCAUUUCUUUCUUUCUUUUUUUUUAUACAGAGUUACAUAGGUUUAACUAUUGACUUUAAACUAAUGACUAUUGGCAUUUUGUUAGCAAAAAGUAUGAUAAAGGUGUAUUUAUAGUUGAAAUAUCUUCUGAUGUAUAAGAAACUGUUGGUAUAAUGUGAGACUAAAAAUGGUUGAAACACUAUUUGUAACAGAACUAAGUUGGGACAAGCUAGAAUAAUGUGGUUGCUACAGUUUAUAUUCUUGAUGUCACAUGUACAAUUUUAACCCUCAUCCUUCCCUCGAGUCCGAAAUUAUUAUAUAUAUUUUUUUAAUUAAACAUUGAGUGUUUA
Molecule: messenger RNA, 932 nt
Organism: Rhinichthys klamathensis goyatoka
Lineage: Eukaryota; Metazoa; Chordata; Actinopteri; Cypriniformes; Leuciscidae
Product: Protein C19orf12 homolog-like
Exons: 3
Coding region: 102-527 (141 amino acids)
Source: RefSeq, a predicted model, not a curated record